GAGCUUGCCCUGAGUACCGAAGCGGUGUCUCAUGAUAUUUUGUGUUCAUAUUUUUUGAUGAACGUAGCUAGCAAAGUUGCUGCCUGGUACAAAAGAUUUUGGGUUUGGAAACACCAGAUGAACAUAUGGAUCUCAAACCUGGAAGGGUCCACUCCGACCGUGGAUCGGCUCCAUGUGACUUCGCGACUUCCCCACCUUUCCAAACACGCGCCAAAGUCAAUCCACUGUCAACCCACCCCAGCCCUCAUUCAACGCUAUGAAAAUGCCACGAACGGAAGAAGCAGAAGCCUUCUACCACGCAGUAUACAGUGCGAUUCAAGAGAUCCCAUAUGGAAAAGUAACUACUUAUGGCCAUAUUGGGCGAUUGAUAGGGACUCGUAAGUCAACCACCAACCUUUAGAAACAAACAUGCAUAAGUCAUAUUUGGAUCAAUUUUCAAAUCCCCUUAAGACUACUAUUAUGAAAAGAAAGACAAUGAAUCCCCAAGCAGCUCAAAGACCCCGUCAAGUAGGCGUCUGCCUUAAACACCUCCCCUCCGACCCGACUUUGCCACAUCACAACAACAAUGUCCCCUGGCAACGAGUCAUAAACUCCAAAGGCACAAUUUCACCACGGUAUUUUCAUUCUCCUUCCCCUUCCCCCUCUUUCCCACCAAUAAAAGAAUUCACAAAAAACAAAACUAAUAAGACCUCAGCAACCCAAACGGCGCAGCAAACCAAGCACAAGCCUUGGGAACAGAAGGCGUGACGGUUACCACCAAUGCCAUAGGAGAGUUCAGUAUCAAUCUUGCAGAAUACGGAUGGUUUCCUAGACAAUUGCCUAGUGAAGAGGCAGCUGGGUUGGAACCUUAUGCUUUUAGCGAUGAUGAGGAUGAAGAAUAAUACCGUAUUUUGCUCGUAAAGAUGUUUUACUUAUUCGAGAUUCUACGGAGUGGUAAAGACGUAAAUGGGUUUUCGCUCUUGGCGAUCGAUUGUGAAGGAGUGUGUACUGUACCCACUAUCUCCACCUAUCUUUCAUCGGCUAGAGCUUAGCUUGGGAGCUUGGCGUAGAGUCUGAGAAUCAGCGAUCAGCUAGCUGUUCUUCUUGUUCUAAACGGGAUUUUUUUGUUGGUCGUGAGAUUUAGAUUUUAUCAAUCACUGAUCGCAGCUCCC
Molecule: messenger RNA, 1151 nt
Organism: Hymenoscyphus albidus
Lineage: Eukaryota; Fungi; Ascomycota; Leotiomycetes; Helotiales; Helotiaceae
Source: the annotation of a GenBank genome assembly